AUGUCCGAUGGUGAAUUCAGUGAUGAUGACCGCGAAUCGAUGCAUUCGGCGGACGACACCGGAUUCAUCGGGUUUCCGGAAGAGAAACUCGCUGUCCCUGUACGGAGCGCCAUUGUCCGGAACCCGAAUCAGCAAGUGCAACAACAAGUUCCAAGGGAACUACAAGGCCUGUUCCGGCUUCGAGAGCAGAUGAGGCAGAGGAUCGUUGGUGUCCGUCGGAACCUGCAGAAGCAGAAGCAGCUUGCUGUGGGACCGCUCAAGGUCAUGAAGGAGAUGCUGGCGGCCGCCUUCAAGGAAUAUAACGGGUGCCACAAUGAAGUCAUGACGUGGAUAACGGACGACGAACUUCCGGCUCAAGUGGCGAUUUACCAAGAGUUCGAAGACAUGUACUUCGAGGUCUCGACGACUGUGGAAGAGCUGUAUCUGGAGGUCAAGAACCGAGAUGCAACGCCGUCGAAUACCAAGCCGCAAGUUGUUGUCCAGCAACGCCCCUUGAAAGUGCCAAUCCCCUCUUUUGACGGCAGUUACGCAAACUGGCCGAAAUUCAAAGCCAUCUUUCUAGACCUGAUGGCCAACUCCGGGGAUUCAGACGUGGUGAAGUUGUACCAUCUCGAAAAGGCGCUAGUCGGGGAAGCCGAAGGGAGCAUUGACGCGAAGGUCUUGAACGAGGGUAACUACAAACAAGCCUGGGCCGACCUCGCUGAACGCUUCGAUAACCUGCGUGUGAUCGUCGAGUCUCAUCUACGAGCCCUGCUGUCGCUGAAAAGGAUGACGUCCGAGUCGCAUAAUGAGUUGCGAUCUCUGAUAAACGAAGUUACGCGCAACGUGGAGAGCCUGCGGUACCUGAAACAGGAGUUGACUGGCGUGUCCGAGCACAUGCUUGUAUUUCUGAUCACUAACGCGCUCGACCAGUCCACACGUAAAGCCUGGGAGGCUACGCAGAAGAAGGGAGAGCUACCGAAAUACGCUCCGACCAUGGAGUUCUUGAAGUCCAGAGCCCACAUUCUGGAAAACUGUGAGGUGGCGUUCGAGUACCAAAGCCCACCAGCAACCAAGCCGAAACCUACGUUCAAACCAGCCCAGAGAAGUCAUGCCGUGGCGGCCAUUCCAGCAUCCGAGUCGACGUGUGACUUUUGCGGUGGUUCCCACGGUAACUACCAGUGCUCGACCUUGACCUCUCUGUCCAUGCCCCAGAGGAGGGAAAAGGUGCGAGUAGCUGGACUCUGUUACAACUGUCUGCGAAAGGGACACUUCGUGAGCGGGUGUCCAUCUACGAAAGCGUGCCGAAAAUGUGAAGCUCGUCACAACACGCUGUUGCACGAUGACGCAGCGUCAAUCCCUGGACGUGCCGUCCAGCCCAAGCCAUUAGUCGUUGCUGAAGCAACAGCACUACAGCCUGCCGUAGAGGAGGCGCCGAGUUCGGAAGUACGUCAUGUGUCUGCAUCCUGCUCAAGCCUGUUUCCCACCAGGUCGAAGACUGUUCUACUGCUGACCGCAGUGGUAGAUGCCCUCGACAAACACGGCAAACCCCAACCUUGCCGUGUUCUUCUCGACAGCGGUUCCCAAGUCAAUUUCGUGACCGAGGAACUGGCCAACCGUUUGGGAGUAAAGAAGCAGCCAGCAAAUGUCCCUAUCACCGGAAUCAACGAGUUGCGAACCCACGCCCGCGACAAGGUUCUAGUGAAGUUCCGAUCCAGAGUAUCCUCUUUCGCCUGUGCGCUUGAGUGUCUGGUCACACCGAAAGUGACUGGAAAAAUUCCAUCAAGAAAGAUCGACGUCAGUGGUUGGCGUCUUCCGGAAGGAGUUGUACUGGCCGACCAAGAUUUCCAUACUCCAGACAAGGUGGACAUGCUGAUCGGCGGCGAACUCUUCUUUGACAUCCUGAAACCAAGGCACCUCCGACUGUCAGAUAAUCUGCCACAGUUGCGAGAAACCCAUUUGGGAUGGGUCGUUGCUGGGGUCCUCAAGGAACCGUACGUCGCGGACGUACCAAUUCAGCACUCUAACAUGGCCACCUUGGAGGAAGUCGAGACAAUGAUGAAGCAGUUCUGGCAAGUUGAGGAUUUGCCGGACGUCCCGAAACUUUCGCGAGAAGAAGCUGCUUGCGAAUCUCACUUCCUGUCCACCUAUCGACGUGACCCAACAGGAAGAUUCGUGGUCCAGCAACCCUUCAAGAAAAACGUGGUCAAUCUGGAUGAUUGCAGAGAUCUUGCCCUGAAGCGAUUCCUGAUGCUCGAGAAGCGAUUGAUGCGAAACCCGGAACUCCAAACCCAGUACAUCCAGUUCAUUCGAGAAUACGAAGCUCUCGGCCAUUGCCACGAAGUGAUUGAAGCAGACGAUCCACAAGGCCAGAAGAACUUCUACUUGCCGCACCACGCAGUACUGCGGCCCUCGAGCUCGAGCACGAAGUGCCGCGUUGUUUUUGAUGCCAGUGCAAGGACGUCCCCGAACAACUUGGCACUGAACGACGUUCUCCUCGUCGGUCCGGUAGUGCAAAGCGAGCUGUACGCCAUCAUGUUGCGGUUUCGGAUUCACAAGAUUGCGUUUACGGCGGAUAUCUCCAAAAUGUACCGUCAAAUUCUGAUGGCCCCCGAACAUCGACACUACCAACGGAUCUUUUGGCGAGAGCAGACAACACAGCCGCUGCGGGUGCUUGAACUCGACACCGUUACGUACGGUACCGCAUCAGCCCCGUACCAAGCAACCCGAUGCCUCGCCCAGCUGGCCGAAGAAGAGAAGGACGAGUUCCCGAUUGCAGCAAGGAUCGUUCAGCAGGAGGUUUACAUGGACGACAUGCUCUCAGGAGCCGAAACGGUGUCGGAAGCGAUUGAGGCGCAGCAACAAUUGAAACAGCUUCUCGGACACGGUGGCUUCCCAGUCCAUAAAUGGUGCUCCAACUCGGUAGAGUUCCUCAAGCACGUGCCUGUAGAAGAACGUGAAACGCAAGUGCCGCUGGAGGAGAGUGGCGCGAACAAGGUCAUCAAGGUUCUAGGACUGCUCUGGGACCCUGAAGCAGAUACCCUACUGAUUGCCAACCAAACCCGGCCGUCGACGAGUGAUGUUGUAACCAAAAGAAGGAUCUACGCUGAGGUUGCUAAGUUCUACGACCCACUCGGGCUCUUCUCGCCUGCUAUCGUCCUCGCCAAACUACAAUCGCAGCAUCUUUGGAAAAUCAAGGCAGACUGGGACGAUCCGCUCGAAGGAGAGGUGGCGCGCCAUUGGCAGGAUCUUCAAGUGUCACUGGCGAAGCUCAAUCAGAUCCAAGUUCCGAGACGUGUAACGGCGAACAACGCGGUAGCUUAUGAGUUGCACGGGUUUGCAGAUGCUUCCAACGUAGCGUACGGAGCCUGUGUGUAUUUGCGAAGCAUUUUUGCCGACGGCUCGGCAAAGAUGUCGCUGCUGACCAGCAAGUCCAAGCUGGCCCCCCUGAAAGAGCUGUCCAUCCCUCGGAAGGAGUGCUGCGGUGCUCUUUUGUUGACACGUCUUGUGAAAAAGGUGAUCACCGAGCUGAACAUGGAGUUCCAAGAUGUCGUACUGUGGUGCGAUAGCAUGAUCGUGCUGGCCUGGAUUAAAAAACCGCUCAACCAACUCAAGCAGUUUGUGAGAAAUCGCAUCGCUGUCAUUCAGGACGAGACCGAAGGCUUCCGAUGGGAGUAUAUCAACACGGAGAACAACCCUGCGGACAUAGUUUCCCGCGGUCAGGGGCCAGAACUUCUGCGCGACAACCGGCUCUGGUGGUACGGCCCGGAUUUUCUCGCCUACGAAAAUUACCAGACUGUCCCGCCUCAAGCAGUGCCAGACGAUGACCUCCCUGAGAUGAACGCAGUCUUCGCAGCACCUACUGUGAGUAUCGAACCUUUCCCACUCUUCUCCCGAUGCAGUAGCUUCCGUAAGAUCCAACGAAUCGUCGGCUACGCUUUGCGUUUUGCCGAAAACUGCCGGAAGAAACCCGCUGAACGUAGGAGCGGCCAGAUCUUGACGAUCAUAGAGCUGCGCAAGUCGAGGGAAGCAAUACUGAAGGUGAUUCAACUCGUUCAUCUGGGAGACGAGAUUCGGCGCGUUCGCCUCAACGAGCCUUGCAAACGGAUCGGAAACCUUCGACCGAUCCUUCACGAGGGAUUACUCCGAGUUGGCGGUCGUCUCGAUCGCUCACAGCUUGCAUUUGAAUGUCGACACCCAAUCAUCCUCCCGGACAAGGACCCGCUGGUGAGGAAGAUGAUAGAGGAAAUGCACAUCGAUUUUGUGCAUGUCGGUCAGAACGGACUUGUCAACGCCCUGCGUCAACGAUUCUGGUUGCUAAACGCAAGAUCUACUAUCCGUAAAAUUACGCGGCGAUGCGUUAAGUGCUUCCGGUGUGACCCCACUCGUACAACGCAGCUGAUGGGAAAUUUACCUCCAGCGAGAGUUGUUCCUUCACCACCUUUUGCCGCCACUGGAGUUGACUACGCCGGUCCAUUUUGGGUCAAGCAAGGUUCUCGUCGACCCACUCUUGUGAAGGCAUACUUGGCAGUUUUUGUCUGUAUGGCCACCAAAGCGGUGCAUUUGGAGCUCGUGUCCGAUCUCAGCACCGACGCAUUCGUGGCGGCACUUCGACGGAUGAUCAGUCGCAGAGGGUGCGUUCAAGAGUUGCAUUCGAACAACGCAACUAACUUCAAGGGCGCUCACCACGAAUUGCACGAGCUUCACAAGCAGUUCCGGGAUCAGCUAGCGGUUCAGCGCAUCGUACAAUUUUGCCAAGAACGUGAGAUCGAGUGGCAUUUUAUUCCACCGGACGCUCCCGAGUUCGGUGGGCUAUGGGAGGCAGCUGUAAAAUCCGCUAAAACUCACCUGAAGCGCAUCGUAGGUAAUGCGAAGUUGACUUACGAAGAGUUCUCAACUGUGCUGACUGAAAUCGAAGCCGUACUGAACUCGCGCCCGAUGUUCGCUGUGUCCAACGAUCCUGCCGACCCGCUGGUGAUCACACCGGCACAUUACCUGAUUGGCCGUCCUCUCACCGCCCCGGCUGAACCGUCUCUGGAGGAUUUGAACGCCAACCGAUUGGAUCGGUGGCAACACCUGCAGCUCAUGCGUGAGCACUUUUGGCGUGCCUGGAGUCGUGAAUAUUUAAACACACUGCAACCACGGAAGAAAAACUUGCGCGCAAUGCCAAAUGUUCGUGUCGGUAUGAUCGUCUUGCUUCACGACCGAGUUCUGCCACCCCUUAAUUGGAAGCUAGGACGAAUCACGGCGGUUUAUCCAGGAGAAGACGGAUUUGUACGAGCAGUUGACGUGACCGUGAACGGAUCGACCUACCGGCGCCCCAUCAACAAGAUCUCCAUCCUUCCGAUCGAGGACAACCAACCAGAUGAAGCUUCUAAGGUUGAGCAGACUCAACCGGGGGGAGGAUGUUCGGUGUCGCCCCUCCCGCACGACGACGCCCAUGCUGAUUAA
Culex quinquefasciatus (southern house mosquito) is the source of this 5430-nucleotide messenger RNA. RefSeq lists its product as uncharacterized. Gene Ontology annotation, biological process: DNA integration; proteolysis. The record is from RefSeq and is a predicted model, not a curated record. NCBI's taxonomy places the organism in Eukaryota, Metazoa, Arthropoda, Insecta, Diptera, Culicidae. The coding region runs from base 1 to 5430 and encodes 1809 amino acids. The transcript has a single exon. Gene Ontology annotation, molecular function: aspartic-type endopeptidase activity; nucleic acid binding; zinc ion binding.